AUGGGGCAGAAGCCCGCCUGCGUGCGGAUCGCCCUUCUGUGCCAUUUGCUGGCCUCCUUCGAGGCCGUUGUUGGCCUUCUCGCGGCCUUCUUCUCAAUCAAUGGCGAGAUUGGUGACGUUGCAUCCGCAACCGCGGGCAGCAAAGUCGCUGCUCCUACUGGGCGAGUCGCUGCCGCUGGCUAG
Emiliania huxleyi CCMP1516 is the source of this 183-nucleotide messenger RNA. RefSeq lists its product as hypothetical. The transcript has 2 exons. The coding region runs from base 1 to 183 and encodes 60 amino acids. Lineage: Eukaryota; Haptophyta; Isochrysidales; Noelaerhabdaceae. The record is from RefSeq and is a predicted model, not a curated record.